This is a messenger RNA of Geodia barretti, 211 nucleotides long. The record is from the annotation of a GenBank genome assembly. Lineage: Eukaryota; Metazoa; Porifera; Demospongiae; Tetractinellida; Geodiidae.
GAGCUAUAAUUCCAUUGUGUCCUAGCCAUGUACGAGAGAGGAUAAACUUCACAGGGUUGGAGUCAUGUUUGAAAGCCUGGAACACGGCAACAGUUUCAGCAUCUCGGGAUUCGUGAUCAGACAGUAUAAAAUUCUCAAGAGUACUGUUGUGGGAAAAGGCAUCAGCUACGUUGGUAGCAAUAUCAUAAGAAAAUGGUAGAUUGGUCAUGGC